AUGGAAGUUUUAGCCGCGCUCAAGUCUACUGAUGCCUGGCUUGUAAACAACGGAUUGAAUAUUACCUUUAAUGUCCUAAUCGGCAAGGAGUUGUCGAAGGUAUCUACAAAUUACUUCGGUGAUGACACUGAGUUCACACCUCCAAAAACGAUUGGUGUCUGCCCCUGGGGUUCAAUUCGCGGUCGAAAUAGCCUAAUGAACAGUAAUAACAGGACAAAUUACGUGGAAUACAACCUUACUAGUGACAAUAUGGAUAACACAACACACUUCCUUCUUCCCUUCAAUUCCCAUCUGAUCUUUGUUGACGACGGAUACCGACGCGAUGAAGUGACUGUAGCCAAAACUGGCUUCCGAGCAAAGUUUGAAAAAAUGAUCUCAGCCCCCGCGCAAAAAAAUGUUCUCAAUGUGCCUCUGGUUGACCUAGUCAUUGGUGGUGACCUUAUGACUCUCCAUGAAGCUGCUAAUGCCGUUGAGAACGACAUCUGUGUUCUCGUGUUGCAAGGCAGCGGCUUCGCAGCUGACAUAAUUGCGCACGCCUAUGAACUCAAAAAACAACUAAGGAAUCCGAAACUCGACAAAUUCCCCGAUCAACAGAGGCAAAGUAUCGAGCGAGCCGCCUUGACUAUCGUGAAGACGGACGGCGCAAAGGGUGUCGUCCCGCUUGUGGAGAAAAUACUCUCGAAGCCUGCUUUGCUUGGCAUUUACAAGUUAGAAGAGGAUAAAUCGCUGAGCUCUGAGUUAAUGAAGUUGAUCAUGUUUCACGCUACGGAUAACCUCGGCAAGCUUUACCUCUCGCUAUCCUGGCGCAAGAUUGAUCUGGCCGAGGAACUGGUCCUAUGGAACCAUACUGACAUCAAAGCCAAAAGUCUCUACGGCCUCCUAAUGACGGCCUUACUGAACAAUCAGUUGGACUUUGUGAAGCUACUGUUGAAGCUGGGCGUCGACCUGCAGGAUUUUCUCACUGUCGACCGGCUGCACUGUCUCUACAAUUUCGCUCGCAAUCGUGGCGCAUUCGUUUCCAACCUGCGCAACGCCGACCUGCACAGACGCUUCGCCAAGGAGGCGCUACCACCAGAGGAAGAAUGGGUCAUUCAAGAGGCCCAGAAGUAUUCCCUGCACUGCGAAAGCGGUGAUGCUCUGCGCGCCGCAUUCGCUGCCUUCCUGGGCCACUUUGUGGACAAAAAGGUGCAGAGCUAUGUGGACACUCUGUGCAAGGAAGAAGAAGCCAGGCUGUCUAGGUUAACCGACAGAACGGUCUACCUGUCCACGGUCGCCAAGUUUCUGGGACACGACUUCAACCUAUGCCUGUACAAUCAUGACACACCGGUAAGUGGGGGAGAUUCAAUACUUUCUCAAUGUCGGCUAUUGUUGGUGGUGGAUCCUCAAAUCAACUUGGGUUUCUUUUCGGUUAUAGAAAAACUUCUCUCGUACGGAAAUGAGUGA
Messenger RNA from Dibothriocephalus latus, 1443 nucleotides. The record is from the annotation of a GenBank genome assembly. Lineage: Eukaryota; Metazoa; Platyhelminthes; Cestoda; Diphyllobothriidea; Diphyllobothriidae.